UCGUUGAUUUCUCGCUCAGCCCACACAUGGUCGCCGUUGCAGUGUUGCGUCUGCUUCAAGUCGACGAUCUCUGGGCGACGUUCAAAGCGGCCCUGUAUCUGUGUCGCAUGGUGUGGUUUGCGUGCUUUGCGCUCACAACGACCAACGCAUUCCUCAAGCGGUACCACCUCGAGCGCUUCUUCCUCCAAGUCGACCCGACGCUCCAAAGUCUCUUUAAAAAAAUUCUCGGUCCCUUCUUAUGGUAUGGCACGGCCGUCGUCCCGAGCUUCUUGACGGCGUACCAGUACCUCCUUUGGUGUCUCUUCCCGACCACUUAUGCAUAUCGGAUCGAAGUCGCGAUCGUUGGCUCUGCUUACAUUGUGAUCAUUGCCAUGGCGCCGCUGCUCUAUGGCGCCGUGGGGCUCUGGCGCCGGCAGCGCCCGUCGAGCAUGCGCUACAGCAGCGCCGGCUACAACGCACUGACCAACCGCCUGCUCCUCUCGUACAUUCGACCGCUGCAUAUGCAGGACGAGCGGGGCCUUGGCGGCAGCAUUCAUGAGCUUUGUGAAGCAAACGCGCGCUACAAGGCACUGCCCGUCAUCAACACGGGCAGCUCGGACUGUUUUGUACUCUGCUACUGCAACCACCGACUCGAGGCCAAGCUCCGACUCAGUCUCCUCGAGUACCUCGAUCUGCAAAGCGACGAGCCUCAUCUUUGCGUUGACUCUGGCGUCUCGACGUUGCGCUUCAACGAGCUCGAGCUGCCGAGUCGACAAGCAUUCAACGAGAAACUCUCACGCCCGCGGCUGCUGCGCGCGCGUUCUCCAUCGCCGUGGUGCCUGUGA
Messenger RNA from Saprolegnia parasitica CBS 223.65, 824 nucleotides. RefSeq lists its product as hypothetical. The transcript is spliced from 2 exons. Lineage: Eukaryota; Oomycota; Saprolegniomycetes; Saprolegniales; Saprolegniaceae. The record is from RefSeq and is a predicted model, not a curated record. Bases 27 to 824 code for a protein of 265 amino acids.